GAAACCACACAUGGAACAGUUGAAGUUCCCUCCAAGAGGCGAAUGGUAGAAUAGAAGAAUGGCUUCCGCAGCGUCGGCGAUGUCGGUUCAAGCGGGUCGGGUUCGGACCCUGAAAGAAGGGCUGCGCGGCGAAGCGGGUGCGGGUCCCGUUGUGUACUGGAUGUUCAGAGAUCAACGGGUGAGAGACAAUUGGGCUCUGAUCCACGCCGUUGCUGAGGCCAACAAAGCCAACGUACCCGUGGCCGUUGUUUUCAAUCUCUUCCACAGCUUCCUUGGCGCCAAAUCCCGUCAUCUAGGGUUCAUGCUCAGAGGCUUGCGCCAACUGUGCCACCGUAUGCAACACACUCAAAUCCCCUUUUUCUUGUUCCAGGGUGAGGCAGAGGAGACUGUGCCAAAGUUUCUUAGAGAAUGUGGUGCUUCCCUUUUGGUGACGGAUUUCUCACCGUUGCGGGAAGUGCUCAAGUGUAAAGAAGAGAUUUGCAAGAGGGUUAGCGAUUCCGUUACUGUGCAUGAGGUGGAUGCUCACAACGUUGUUCCCCUUUGGGUUGCCUCUGAUAAGUUGGAAUACAGUGCUAAGACCAUUAGGGCUAAGAUAAACAAAAGGCUUUCUGAGUAUCUCAUUGAUUUCCCUGACAUUGAAUUAGAACCACCAACUAGGAAGUGGGUUCUUACUGACAACCAUUCCAUUGACUGGGAUGAUCUCAUUGCUGACGUGUUAAGGAGGGGUGCUGAGGUUCCUGAAGUUGAUUGGUGUGAGCCAGGGGAAAAUGCGGCGAGGGAAGUGUUGAUGGGAAGUGAAAAUGGAUUCUUGACCAAGAGGUUGAAAGGUUAUGCCAUGGAUCGCAACAACCCGUGCCACCCCAAUGCGCUUUCUGGCUUAUCUCCCUAUUUGCAUUUUGGACAGAUAUCUGCUCAGCGAUGUGCUUUAGAAGCACGUAAGCUGCGAAAUUCACAUCCUCAAGCAAUUGAUGCUUUCUUGGAGGAGUUGAUUGUGCGGAGAGAGCUUGCUGACAACUUUUGCUUCUACCAGCCUCUUUAUGAUUCAUUAAAAGGAGCAUGGGGCUGGGCUCAGAACACCUUAAUUCAGCAUGCCACCGAUAAGCGAGAACAUAUUUACACGAGGGAGCAGUUGGAGAAGGCACAGACUGCUGAUCCUCUCUGGAAUGCUUCUCAGCUGGAGAUGGUUCACUACGGAAAGAUGCACGGUUUUAUGCGAAUGUAUUGGGCAAAGAAGAUACUUGAGUGGACGCGAGGACCUGAAGAAGCCCUUGAGAUAUCUCUAUAUUUAAAUGACAAGUAUGAAUUAGAUGGGAGAGAUCCAAGUGGUUAUGUUGGUUGCAUGUGGUCAAUAUGCGGGGUUCAUGAUCAGGGGUGGAAAGAGCGACCCGUUUUUGGGAAAAUUCGAUACAUGAAUUAUGCAGGCUGCAAAAGAAAAUUUGAUGUUGAUAAAUACGUUGCAUAUGUCAAUAAAUUAGUUCGUGAGCUUAAAAAGAGAAAGGCUGGAAACUUGUUAUCUCAAAAGGAGAAAGCACGCCGCUGUUGUGAUCCUGAAGAUUGAAGAAGUAUAUAUAUAUAUUUCUAGGCUUAUUAUGUAUUUUGGUAGGAUUUAUAGUAAUAACAUUUUUUUAUAAUGUCAUUCUCUAUUAUUAAUUAAAAUUCAUUAUAAAUUAUAAAAUAUAAGGCUCAUUAAAUAAAAAAUGAGACUUUAAAUUUUAUAAUUUCUAAUAAAUUUCUGUUAAUUAUAAAGAAUGCGUUAAAAGAAAUGUGAUAAGGUUUGUUUACUAAAAUUUCUCUUUUCUCAUUUAGGUAGAGUAAGUUUCCAAGCAGAAAUAGUCUUCUAAUUUGCCUUGAGUUUUGAAUACUGCCUUGCCGUUCUUCAUUGAUCACAUCCUUAUGUUCGAUUAAUGAAACUGAAACUGCUUGUGUUCCUACUCGAACAGGUUGGUCACAUUGUAGAGGUGAUAGGGAACCGUUAGAAGCAAUGAGAUUAUUAUGAAUUUUUUUA
This is a messenger RNA of Cajanus cajan (pigeon pea), 2005 nucleotides long. NCBI's taxonomy places the organism in Eukaryota, Viridiplantae, Streptophyta, Magnoliopsida, Fabales, Fabaceae. The record is from RefSeq and is a predicted model, not a curated record.